Ilex paraguariensis (yerba mate) is the source of this 396-nucleotide messenger RNA. The record is from the annotation of a GenBank genome assembly. Lineage: Eukaryota; Viridiplantae; Streptophyta; Magnoliopsida; Aquifoliales; Aquifoliaceae.
AUGUUCAAGAAUCCCAGCACCACACUAACAGUGCAACAGCCAAUCUCCGACGCCACCAAUGUUCAAGGAGGUGACCCAUUUGGUGCACCUACAAAGCUGUGGCCAUGGGAAGAUGGUACCAAUUCAUUGACAAAGGCGAAUUGGAGGAUUGAGAAAUGGAAAGAAGGAGCAAUUCUUGAGGCAACUGAUCCGAGAUUGGGAGGUGAUUUUGUGGUAGAGGAAAUGGAGUUGGUUUUGAAACUAGGUCUGAUUUGCUCACACUAUAAUCCGAUGACUAGGCCUAGCAUGAGGCAAGUAAUGCAGUAUUUGGAUAGGGAAGUUAUCAUGCCCGAAGUAUUUAUGGAUAUUGUAGGAGUUGGCAUGGCUGCAUUAUUUGGCAAUGAAGUUUCAAAUUAA